This is a messenger RNA of Eucalyptus grandis, 628 nucleotides long. Its product is annotated as tRNA-specific adenosine deaminase TAD3-like. The coding region runs from base 144 to 398 and encodes 84 amino acids. The transcript is spliced from 2 exons. Lineage: Eukaryota; Viridiplantae; Streptophyta; Magnoliopsida; Myrtales; Myrtaceae. The record is from RefSeq and is a predicted model, not a curated record.
AGCAUGAAUCAUGUCUUCAACGCUGUUCCUCAGGUGGGGCAGAGCAAGUUGAGACAUCCAUUUCUUGUCUAUAUCCUCGAUGGUGGGUAGAUGAACAGACUGGCAGGAGCUCUCCAUUUUGGCACCCAUUGCGACAUGCUGCGAUGGUGGCCAUUGAAUCAUCUGCUGCCAGGGACAGACGCUUAUUCCCUGAUGUGAGAUACAAAGAUGAAGCUACCAAAGAGAAGUUUAUUCUAUCUCCUGCAAAGUCUCAAGCAAAAAGACGGAAAACUGAUGGCAACGACGUCGACAAUGAUGAAAAAGAUGAUACUGCUCAUGGAAAUAGUGAUCUCUCUAGUAGACCGUAUUUAUGCACUGGUAAUGACAUCUACCUUGUUUGGGAACCAUGCACAAUGUAAGUUAAACAAAUCAGCUGCAACUAUCUGGUUUGGUGCAUGUGCAGCCUAUUUGACUUAUUACCCUUUGCCCAAAAUAUCUGAGAUUCUGCUUUGGACAGUACUGGUUCUUUGCAAAUGCACUUUGCAUUCCUGUCCUCUUUGUAGAUUAGAUAUUUUUCACAUUUGAGAUCUGGAGAAAAUAAAAUGGAGAGUUGCAAUUCAUUUGGCGUAACAAGUGUUAAGACUUGUAG